Prosopis cineraria is the source of this 1061-nucleotide messenger RNA. Its product is annotated as auxin-responsive protein IAA32-like. Gene Ontology annotation, biological process: regulation of DNA-templated transcription. The record is from RefSeq and is a predicted model, not a curated record. Lineage: Eukaryota; Viridiplantae; Streptophyta; Magnoliopsida; Fabales; Fabaceae. The transcript is spliced from 5 exons. Gene Ontology annotation, cellular component: nucleus. Bases 350 to 919 code for a protein of 189 amino acids. Gene Ontology annotation, molecular function: protein binding.
UCCCUUCAUUCUUAACCACUGAUAUGUGAUUGAAGUGAAGAUAUUUCUGUCAAAAUUUUUCUAAGCUAGUAUUAAUGUGGAAAACACAGCUUGCAUGCCCUCAAGUAUACCUUGGAAUAUUAGCACAAGAGUCUAAGGAUUUGUAGUGAAGUGAGGAAACAAGAUCCAGAACAAUUUUUGUUAGGAUCAACAUGGCCAUUAUUCCAUGUUGUUGAGGUGUUUUGUUUCUACCUUCUGUUCCAUGUUGACAGUACCAGAAGAUAAGCUUUGUGCACUCAAUGAUUGAUAAUGGGGGAAGGUUUCACUGUCUUCCAUCUUAGAAGUUACAAUUUAGGAGUACAGUAUCUCCAUGGAUUCAAACACUUCAAGCUUUGUUCUGAAUUCUUCAACUUUUCACCCAGAUUUCUACCAAGGCAAAGAUGAUAAUGAUGAGGAUGGCAUGAUUGACCUGGGACUUAGCCUCAGAACUGUCCAGCCUGAAGCUUAUCAUUCUUCUAGCAACUUUUUAAGCUUGUGGAGAUAUGAUGACCUCAUGGAUUGGCCUGAGUCUAAUAAUCUCAACCUCAAGAGCUCAAGCACAAUGCAUUCAAAAUCCGUCCCAGAGAACUUUGAUGAGGAAAUAGAAGGUGUUCAGAGCAAUGAUAGGUGGGCUUAUGUGAAAGUUAUCAUGGAUGGUGUUACAGUAGGCAGAAAAAUUUGUGUUCUUGAUCAUGAAGGAUAUCCAAGUCUUGCAAACCAGUUAGAAAACAUGUUUGGAAGCAAAUCUGUUUCUGGUUUGAAACUGUUCCAAUCUGAGUCAGAGUAUUUACUGUUCUACAAAGACAGAGAAGAUCAUUGGAGAACAGUAGGUGAUGUCCCAUGGAAAGAGUUUGUAGAAAGCGUGAAGAGGUUGAGGAUUGCAAGAAAGAAUACAACCUAAAUUUUCUGUGUGUUUCCUGAUGUUUCUUCAUUGUGUAUUUGAGUUAUCAAUGUCUUGAAUACAGACAUUUUGAAUGUUACUUAGAUAUUCAAAGUUUUAUUACUAUUAAUACAAAAAUAACAGCGUGCCAAAAUGUUCUACA